AUGGUUCGCUUACUUGCUGUCAGCAUUGCCCUAUGCGCGGUCGCUGGGGACGCUAUUACUAGCUCUGGCCCCAUCGUUGACUUAGGGUAUUCGUCAUAUCAAGGUUACUAUAACGCAACAACCGGGUUGAAUAUUUGGAAAGGAGUUCGAUAUGCGGCUCCUCCGAUCAACCAGCUGCGAUGGCAGCCCCCAGUAGGCCCUGCUCAGAACAACAGUCAUAUCAUCCCAGCUGUUGACCAGCCGCCCAUCUGCCCGCAAUCAGGUGCCGCCAAGACACCAACUGUCUUUGGCUUCAACUCCGGUCCGGGAGAUGAGGACUGUCUGUAUCUCAACGUUUAUGCUCCCCCAGGUGCAUCGGAUUUGCCGGUGCUCGUCUGGAUCCAUGGAGGUGGAUACGGCCUAUUUGGUGCCGUUUAUGAUCCCAGCCCAAUGAUGAACACUAACGACAACGGUUUUAUCACGGUGGAGAUCCAGUACCGGCUUGGAGCAUUUGGCUUCCUCUCAUCCGCAGAGGUCCGCGAAAGGGGUACACCCAACGCUGGCCUCUUAGACCAGAGAUUCGCACUACAAUGGGUCCAGCGGCACAUCAACAAAUUCGGUGGUAACCCGCGGCGCGUCACCAUUGGUGGCGAAUCUGCUGGUGGUGGGUCAGUCAUGCUACACACUCUAGCCUAUGGAGGGAAGGAGUCUCAUCUUUUCCAGAACAUCAUUGCGGCCAGUCCGUAUUCAGCACCCAUUCACCAAUACAAUGACCUUGUACCGACCAGCUACUAUGAUCGAUUUGCAAAACAGGCGGGGUGUGGCUCUGGUUCAAUUAGAAGAACCCAGUACGAAACCACUUUUGACUGCCUAGUUGCAGCCCCGACCGAAAUUCUGCAAAAUGCCAGCGGUGUCGUUUCCACGUCUGGGCUUUUCGGCACGUGGGCGUUCGUGCCCGUCAUCGAUAAGGAUAUGAUCCGUGAGCGGCCAUCAGUACAACUACUCACGGGGAGGGUCAGUGGCCAACGAAUCCUUGUCGGAAACAACGCCAAUGAAGGCAUCCCCUUAUCCGACCCAAAUGUAGUCACACGCGCCGCAUUCAAUGAUCAUCUCUCGACCACGUUCCCCAACUUCACCGAAACCGAUCUCGCCUGGUUAAAGCUAGUCUACGGCACAGCAGACUGCCAACCAACCAACGACAAUCCCCGAUUCGACACUCUGGGCACAGAAGGCCCAAGCGCAAUCAACCAGUCAGAAAUGGCCACAGGACUCCAACAAGCCGUCUUCAACAUUUUAGCUGAGACAACCUUCGACUGUCCGGCCCAGUGGCUCGCCGAGGCAUUCGGAGGCCACUUCCGCCAGGCCUGGAAGUAUCAAUUCUCAGUAACCCCAGGCUACCACGGUGCGGACAUGAACGCCAUUUACGAUCUCGGCACCACCUGGCCCAGUCCGGGAUUCAAUCACGCCUUCCAGAAAAUGUGGGGUAGUUUCAUUAUGGAUAAUUCACCGGUCAUUCCUCUUGAACAUGCAACUGCCAACCGGAGCAAGGCUGUUGUUCCUGAUGAUCUGCACGGUCAUCUCGACUGGCCGCAGUUCCAUCCCUCGGCCCCGUGGCAUUUGGAUUUGAAUACGACUGGUGGUACACUCACUCCGCUGGUUGUCACGCCAAACCUAUCAUAUUUUAUCCGGGAAGGUGAGGAUGUGGUCAACCAUUUCCGUCUUGCGAAUGCCUAUUCCUGGGAAGGGGGGCGCGGGUUGCGAUGCUCAUUUUGGCGCGCUGUUGCGGAUCGCGUUCCGUUUUGA
This is a messenger RNA of Aspergillus alliaceus, 1782 nucleotides long. Its product is annotated as putative carboxylesterase. Lineage: Eukaryota; Fungi; Ascomycota; Eurotiomycetes; Eurotiales; Aspergillaceae. The coding region runs from base 1 to 1782 and encodes 593 amino acids. The transcript has 5 exons. The record is from RefSeq and is a predicted model, not a curated record.